Molecule: messenger RNA, 2603 nt
Organism: Lacerta agilis (Sand lizard)
Lineage: Eukaryota; Metazoa; Chordata; Lepidosauria; Squamata; Lacertidae
Gene: KCNAB3
Product: potassium voltage-gated channel subfamily A regulatory beta subunit 3
Exons: 14
Coding region: 444-1664 (406 amino acids)
Biological process (GO): regulation of potassium ion transmembrane transport; potassium ion transport
Cellular component (GO): voltage-gated potassium channel complex; membrane; cytoplasm
Molecular function (GO): voltage-gated potassium channel activity; transmembrane transporter binding; potassium channel regulator activity
Source: RefSeq, a predicted model, not a curated record
GGAGGAAGUGGAGGCGGCGGUCCAGAGGAUGCUCUUCCCAUCUCCGCCUCUGCCUGCAUCUUCGCCUGCAUCCCCGAGCAUCCUUCCUCCUCCAACGCAGCGGGUCCCCUCGCCUCCCCCCCCCACCCACAAAAAAGGCCGGCGGGGGAGGAGCCUGGCAUGCAAAUGAGGCCCAGCUAAACCCAGGCGAGGGGGGCGAGGAGCGGCAUCCCGGACAGCAGCUGUACUGAGGGUGCCCUCCCUCUCCUCUUCCUCGCCACCCACUGCAGCCUGGCCAGUCCCCCCAUCUCAGCACCCUUCCCGUCAAAGACGUCCCUGCCCCCCUCUUUGCAUGCAGCUCCCCCCACAGGGAAGGAGGCUACCAGGCGCCCACAGCCCCUAACCCCUGGGUGCGUUGUGGGGGGGGGACACCUUUGGGUGUUGGGGGGGUCCCCAGCUGAGCCAUGCAAGUUUCCAUCGCCUGCACGGAGCAGAACCUGCGGAGCCGGAGCAGCGAUGACCGGCUGUGCGGCGGGGGGGCGCGGGGCCAGGGCAGCGGGGGGCAAGGCAAUGGGGGGUAUCAACCCCCCGGCAAGGGACCCCGGCUAGCCAUGGGGCCGCGGGCGCCCGGGCAGAACCUGCCCCACAUCGCCUUCCUCCUGAGGGAGUCCACCGGCCGGGCCACCGGCAUGAACUACAGGAACCUUGGCAAAUCGGGGCUUCGCGUUUCCUGUCUCGGCCUGGGUACCUGGGUAACAUUUGGGUCGCAGAUCUCAGAUGAGAUGGCGGAAAAUGUGCUCACCAUCGCUUACGAGAACGGGGUCAACCUCUUUGACACAGCCGAGGUCUAUGCUUCUGGCAAAGCAGAAAAAACAUUGGGGAAUAUCUUGAAGAGCAAAGGAUGGAGGCGUUCAAGCUACGUUGUCACCACCAAGAUUUACUGGGGAGGCCAGGCUGAGACAGAGAGAGGCCUGUCGCGGAAACACAUCAUUGAGGGGCUAAAAGGCUCUUUGCAGCGGCUUCAGCUGGAGUACGUCGACAUUGUCUUUGCUAACCGGAUGGAUGCCAACAGCCCCAUGGAAGAAAUUGUACGUGCCAUGACUUACGUGAUCAACCAGGGGAUGGCCAUGUACUGGGGCACCUCUCGCUGGAGUGCAAUGGAAAUCAUGGAGGCGUAUUCCGUGGCACGGCAGUUCAACCUUAUCCCACCUGUGUGCGAACAGGCAGAGUACCACAUGUUCCAGCGGGAAAAGGUGGAGACACAGCUGCCAGAGCUCUACCACAAGAUUGGAGUGGGAGCCAUCACCUGGUCCCCGCUGUCUUGUGGACUUAUCACAGGGAAAUAUGAGGAGCGGGUGCCUGAAAACUGCCGUGCCGCCAUGAAGGGGUACCACUGGCUGAAGGAGAAAUUGCAGAGUGAAGAUGGGAAGAAGCAGCAGGCCAAAGUGAAGGAACUCCACCCGAUCGCAGAGCGCCUGGGAUGCACAGUGGCGCAGCUGGCCAUUGCCUGGUGCCUCCGUUCUGAAGGUGUCAGCUCUGUCCUCCUCGGGGUCUCCAGCACUGAACAGCUCAUUGAGAACUUGGGGUCCAUCCAGGUUCUGACUCAGCUGACGCCCCAGGUCGUCCAGGAAAUUGAUGCGCUCCUGGGCAACAAGCCCAAUGCAAAAAAAGAGUCCCGGGCGUAGGGACACAUUGGCGCCCGGGACUUUGCACGCUGUUGUCCCAAAGGACUGUAUCGCCUCCUGCUCUUCCUCUGGGGGGCUCCUGGCCCCACCUACCUACCGCUCCCUGCCCCACAUGCUCUCCCACCAGCUGCCGCCUCUCAACUUGGUGGGGGUGGGCAAGGAGGAGCCGCUUUGCGCAUGAGAACCAAAUAACCGUAUACUUCCACGGCAGACGAAGUAGGAGGGUGCUGGCGGGUUAGUGCCUGCCCCCCACAGCCGUCUGCUUAGAUUACAGUACAAAUAAUAAGGCAUGAACAACCCAGCUAUGGGAUUGGCGGGUAAGAGGCACCGCCUGCCGCUAGUGCCGGAACUGCCGGCCGCUUUGCCUCUCUUUCCCAUAUCAAUACGCCUGGUUUUUAAACAAGGGGCGGGCACAGUGCAACGAGGCAAAAUGGGGAGAGUGGGGAAAACAAGCACACAGCUGGUGUAUGAUAACAAUUGAGCAUCCUUAGUACAUAUUUACCCUCCCCAACCAAAGUCCGUGUUGCGUAAUGAGUCACUCCAUUUAGUUUUUUCUUCCUCAGCAUCUUGUGCUUUUGUUCGGGGGGGGGGGGCACCCCACCACCUUCAUUUGCGGGUUUUAUGAUGUUUUGAGGGACUGCAGAGGAGCCAUCUUGGGCACGACCUAGUGGGAAAUGAAUGGGAGCUGCACAUGAGCAGGAGGGGCGCCAUUUUGGAUUUCCUGCCUCAGGCACCAAAGUGUCUUAGGCUGGCCUUGUGCGAGGGCCCCAGUGAGGACAUAGCUCAGAUAGUCCCUAUAAACUGAGGGAGAAGUAGAGGGACCCUCCGUGCCCCUGUCUCUGGUGGGCAUGUUGUGAGGGGACAGUCCCCUUCGCCCCAAUUCUUCAAAUUUCUAGAGUCCUUUUUCAGAUACAAACAUCAGCUUUCUUCCCCUUCCCA